UCUGUCUAGGUCAGCCAGAAACACAGAUGUCCACCUGGGAGAAUGUUAAGAAGCACACACGAAGGCUUUCAGACGGCUUUCGACGGUCACCCAUUAAGGAAAAGCCAGCAUAUUUCACACCCCAAGAUGACGACCCAAUCCACUUACAAUUAGGCGAAGCACACUUGAUCUAUGAGGGAAAUGAAUGGAUGCUAGAUGGACCAGUCGACGCGGGAUCUGGGAGGGCCAGCCAAGCUUUACAUGAUUUGUCUGAAAAGAACCGAAUUUUAGAGGCUGAAAAUCAACUUCUAAAGUUUAAGAUCGCCGUAUUGACUGAUAUGCUUGCAGGAACAAAGUUGGAUAUGCUACAGCUACAAGCCCAUCGAUCAUAACUAUGAUGAAUAGGACUCCAUCAACAUCACAUGGUGGUGAAAAGGACUGCAGCGUAUUGAACAGCUGAUAUGCUAAUGUAUGAGAUGUAUUAAUGUACUACUUUAAACAAGUAAUUUUAUACACAUGAA
This is a messenger RNA of Spizellomyces punctatus DAOM BR117, 500 nucleotides long. RefSeq lists its product as uncharacterized. Bases 27 to 371 code for a protein of 114 amino acids. NCBI's taxonomy places the organism in Eukaryota, Fungi, Chytridiomycota, Chytridiomycetes, Spizellomycetales, Spizellomycetaceae. The record is from RefSeq and is a predicted model, not a curated record. The transcript is spliced from 4 exons.